Messenger RNA from Podospora pseudocomata, 591 nucleotides. RefSeq lists its product as uncharacterized. Lineage: Eukaryota; Fungi; Ascomycota; Sordariomycetes; Sordariales; Podosporaceae. The record is from RefSeq and is a predicted model, not a curated record. The coding region runs from base 1 to 591 and encodes 196 amino acids. The transcript has a single exon.
AUGACUAGUCCAACCGCAUUCUCCGACUUCAACCCAUCCUCUAUCGCCGAAUUCAUGCCAUUUCCGGCCACCUGCAUCCCGUCAAGCAGCAGAGCCCCAGUUCAGGCGGCACCAACAGACAUCUAUAAUGCGUCGUUCCCUUGGUCUUCGUCGGUCUCUCCUGAUUCCUUCCCGCUUGCAGACUCUGGUUUGGCGGACCGUUCCUGGAUACCGCUGGACCAAUAUAACUCGUCGAGGGCGUAUAUGACCGACGUGGUCGUGAGCGUCUUUCUCAUACCCCUAAAUAUGGACCGAAGCUCCCUGCGGCCGACAUCAUUGCAGAAAAGCGUUCCACACGAGAGUUGGAUCGACUCGGUGCCUUUUCCCAAGCUUCGAGAUAACCUGAUCAUGUACCAAGACGUGUAUAACACGACUGAAUUUUACAAUAACAUCGCGAACGGCGGGUCUCAGGGGUAUCAGGAUGACGAGGUGGACAUGGUGCUGUGUGAUCCGUGGGGCGAGGAGGGAUGGGAGAUGAGUGAAGGUUUUGUAAGAAAAUGGGGCCCCCUACUGGAAGGCUGUGAAAUGUUGGUGAGGGUAACACAAGUAUAG